AUGUUCUUCGGCGCAGGCCACACGUUCGACGGAAUGUCUGAGAGGCUCAACUACGAAGAAAACAUCGAAACGGCCGCGGCCGGCGGCGAGGACGGCAUCGGCACCUUGCCGGACGAGCUCCUGCAGACGAGCUAUGUGGCGGUGGCUCGUGGCGAGGACCGCAUCAGCGCCCUCCCGGACGAACUCCUCCAGUACGUGAUGUCGUUCCUGCUUUCCCGCGACGCCGUGCGGACAUGCGUGCUCUCUAGGCGCUGGCGCACGCUCUGGAAGUCCGUGCCCGCCCUACCCAUUGAUGAUCCCGAGAGCUACCACGGCGCUACGGGCUCCAGCUUGUUUGUCAAUGAGCUGCUUCGUCUCCGUGACCCGACGCCUCUGAAUGUAUGUGACAUCCGUUCUGGUUGUCAGGAGACUGCGAACACCAAUUGGGCCAAGGAGGCAUUCCGACACAUGGAACCAUGGCUCCUGCAUGCUUUAUCCUGUGAAGUUCCAGUGCUUCGAAUUUGUUUUCCCUGGCAGGUAAUCAACAUGACUCUUGUCUCAUCGCACUUGAAGAGGUUACAUCUUUACCGCAUGCGAUUUGAGGGAUGCUCUCUGGAUUUUUCGAGCUGUAAGGUGCUAGAGGUGUUAGAGAUGAAAGCUUGUCAUAUCCAUGUGAAUCUCUUGUCCCAGUCAUUACGAUUUCUUAAAAUUCACAACACGAGUUUUGGUUUUGAUCCCCGCACUCUUAUUUCUGCCCCAAAUCUCAUUGGCUUCAGACUAUCCGAUAAGGGUAUGCUCCCACUUUUUCUAACUCCAAUUGUUCUUUGCCAUCCACUAGAUCCCAUGUAAGUUUGUAUCCAGUUAUCUAUCAAUAGAAGCUUAUGGAA
Molecule: messenger RNA, 866 nt
Organism: Aegilops tauschii subsp. strangulata
Lineage: Eukaryota; Viridiplantae; Streptophyta; Magnoliopsida; Poales; Poaceae
Source: RefSeq, a predicted model, not a curated record